UGAACAGUUCCCAACAAGGCCACUGUGACCCUUCAACCCAACUGGCUUCAGAUAUACAGCAGUGAGAAGAUCAUUCUCAGAUGUGAGAUCCAGGGAGGUGGAGACACUGACUGGACGUAUGAAUGGAGCACACCCAGCUCAAACACUCGUUCAACACGCAAGGAAUACAUUAUUAGCAGUGCUACUGAGUCCCACAGUGGAGAAUACAGUUGCAUGGGUAGAAGGGACCAUACCUUAACAGAGUGGAGUGAUGCCAAGAAAUUGACAGUAUUAGUGGAAAAACCUAAGCCCAGCCUGACCCUAGAUAUAGAACGGGGCGUUGGGACACUAACCUGUUCUGUGAAGGACCCUGCUGACUGGGAAUACGACUGGUUCAAACAUACAUCAGAUUCUUCUAUAGCUCGCCCCAUAAGGGGUGUUGUACCAGACAAAGUUAUCAGUGUCUCAGAAGCAGGUCUCUACCACUGCAGAGGAGGAAGAGGAGAUCCAAGGAUCUUCACAGAGGACAGCAAUACAGUCGCCAUUCAACAAACUUUUCACAACAGGCCCACUGUGACCCUUCGACCCAAAAGGCUUCAGAUAUACAGCAGUGAGAAGAUCACUCUCCGAUGUGAUAUCCAGGGAGGUGGAGGCACUGACUGGACGUAUGAAUGGAAAACACCCAGCCCAAACACUCUUACACGCAAGGAAUACAUUAUUGACAGUGCUACUGAGUCCCAGAGUGGAGAAUACAGUUGCAGGGGUAGAAGGGACUAUAUCUUAACAGAGUGGAGUGAUAACAAGACAUUGACAGUAAUAGCAAAUAAACCAAAGGCUGUACUGAGAGCUGACAACAGAGACAUUCCUUUACGGGGCAGUGUGACCCUGACCUGCUCUGUGAACCCACCAUCAUCAUCAUCAUCAUCAUCUGGUUGGAAAUACUACUUCUGGUACAGUGGAGAGACAUCCUCUGAAACCAUGACCACACAAGGUGAUCAAUUCAGUGUCUCACAGGGAGGACUCUACCGGUGCAGAGGAGGGAGAGGAGAGCCAGUUUACUACACAGACUCCAGUGAUUCAAUCCGCAUCACCGAAAAUAUUCCCAUCAAGGCCACUGUGACCCUUCAACCCAACUGGCCUCAGAUAUACAGCAGUGAGAAGAUCACUCUCAGAUGUGCGAUCCAGGGAGGUGGAAACACUGGCUGGACGUAUGAAUGGAGAACACCCAGCCCAAACACUCCUACAAGAGACGAGGAAUACAUUAUUAGCAGGGCUACUGAGUCCCACAGUGGAGAAUACCAUUGCAUGGGUAGAAGGGACCAUUCCUUAACACAGUGGAGUGAUGCCAAGACAUUGACAGUAUUAGCAAAUAAACCAAAGGCUGUACUGAGAGCUGACAACAGAGACAUUCCUGUAGGGGGCAGUGUGACCCUGACCUGCUCUGUGAACCCAUCAUCAUCAUCAUCUGGUUGGAAAUACUUCUUGUACAGAGGAGAGACAUCCUCUAAACCCCUGACCACACAAAGUGAUCAAUUCAGAGUCUCACAGGGAGGAGUCUACUGGUGCAGAGGAGGGAGAGGAUGGCCACUUUACUACACAGACUACAGUGAUCCAGUCCAUCUCACCAAAAAUAUUCCCAACAAGGCCACUGUGACCCUUCAACCCAACUGGCUUCAGAUAUACAGCAGUGAGAAGAUCAUUCUCAGAUGUGAGAUCCAGGGAGGUGGAGACACUGACUGGACGUAUGAAUGGAGCACACCCAGCUCAAACACUCGUUCAACACGCAAGGAAUACAUUAUUAGCAGUGCUACUGAGUCCCACAGUGGAGAAUACAGUUGCAUGGGUAGAAGGGACCAUACCUUAACAGAGUGGAGUGAUGCCAAGAAAUUGACAGUAUUAGUGGAAAAACCUAAGCCCAGCCUGACCCUAGAUAUAGAACGGGGCGUUGGGACACUAACCUGUUCUGUGAAGGACCCUGCUGACUGGGAAUACGACUGGUUCAAACAUACAUCAGAUUCUUCUAUAGCUCGCCCCAUAAGGGGUGUUGUACCAGACAAAGUUAUCAGUGUCUCAGAAGCAGGUCUCUACCACUGCAGAGGAGGAAGAGGAGAUCCAAGGAUCUUCACAGAGGACAGCAAUACAGUCGCCAUUCAACAAACUUUUCACAACAGGCCCACUGUGACCCUUCGACCCAAAAGGCUUCAGAUAUACAGCAGUGAGAAGAUCACUCUCCGAUGUGAUAUCCAGGGAGGUGGAGGCACUGACUGGACGUAUGAAUGGAAAACACCCAGCCCAAACACUCUUACACGCAAGGAAUACAUUAUUGACAGUGCUACUGAGUCCCAGAGUGGAGAAUACAGUUGCAGGGGUAGAAGGGACUAUAUCUUAACAGAGUGGAGUGAUAACAAGACAUUGACAGUAAUAGCAAAUAAACCAAAGGCUGUACUGAGAGCUGACAACAGAGACAUUCCUUUACGGGGCAGUGUGACCCUGACCUGCUCUGUGAACCCAUCAUCAUCAUCAUCUGGUUGGAAAUACUUCUUGUACAGAGGAGAGACAUCCUCUAAUCCCCUGACCACACAAAGUGAUCAAUUCAGAGUCUCACAGGGAGGACUCUACUGGUGCAGAGGAGGGAGAGGAUGGCCACUUUACUACACAGACUACAGUGAUCCAGUCCAUCUCACCAAAAAUAUUCCCAACAGGCCCACUGUGACCCUUCAACCCAACUGGUCUCUGAUAUACAGCAGUGAGAAGAUCACUCUCAGAUGUGCGAUCCAGGGAGAUGGAGACACUGGCUGGACGUAUGAAUGGAGCACAUCCAGCCCAAACACUCCUACAAGAGACGAGGAAUACAUUAUUAGCAGUGCUACUGAGUCCCACAGUGGAGAAUACCGUUGCAUGGGUAGAAGUGACUAUUCCUUAACACAGUGGAGUUACACCAAGAAAUUGACAGUAUUAACAUAUAAACCAAAGGCUGUACUGAGAGCUGACAACAGAGACAUUCCUGUAGGGAGCAGGGUGACCCUGACCUGCUCUGUGAACCCAUCAUCAUCAUCAUCUGGUUGGAAAUACUACUACUGGUACAGAGGAGAGACAUCCUCUGAAACCAUGACCACACAAAGUGAUCAAUUCAGAGUCUCACAGGGAGGACUCUACCGGUGCAGAGGAGGGAGAGGAGAGCCAGUUUACUACACAGACUACAGUGAUUCAAUCCAUAUCACCAAAAAUAUUCCCAACAGGCCCACUGUGACCCUUCAACCCAACUGGCCUCUGAUAUACAGAAGUGAGAAGAUCACUCUCCGAUGUGAGAUCCAGGGAGGUGGAGGCACUGGCUGGACGUAUGAAUGGAAAACAUCCAGCCCAAACACUCCUACAACACACGAGGAAUACAUUAUUAGCAGUGCUACUGAGUCCCAGAGUGGAGAAUACAGUUGCAUGGGUAGAAGGGGCUAUUCCUUAACACAGUGGAGUGAUGCCAAGACAUUGACAGUAAUAGCAUAUAAACCAAAGGCUGUACUGAGGUCUGACAGCAGAGACAUUCCUGUAGGGGGCAGUGUGACCCUGACCUGCUCUGUGGACCCGCCACCACCAUCAUCAUCAUCUGGUUGGAAAUACUUCUGGUACAGAGGAGAGACAUCCUCUGAAACCAUGACCACACAAGUUGAUCAAUUCAGAGUCUCACAGGGAGGACUCUACUGGUGCAGAGGAGGGAGAGGAGGGCCAGUUUACUACACAGACUACAGUGAUUCAAUCCAUAUCACCAAAAAUAUUCCCAACAGGCCCACUGUGACCCUUCAACCCAACUGGCCUCUGAUAUACAGAAGUGAGAAGAUCACUCUCAGAUGUGCGAUCCAGGGAGGUGGAGACACUGACUGGACGUAUGAAUGGAGCACAUCCAGCCCAAACACUCCUACAAGAGACGAGGAAUACAUUAUUAGCAGGGCUACUGAGUCCCACAGUGGAGAAUACCAUUGCAUGGGUAGAAGGGACUAUUCCUUAACACAGUGGAGUGAUGCCAAGACAUUGACAGUAAUAGCAUAUAAACCAAAGGCUGUACUGAGGUCUGACAGCAGAGACAUUCCUGUAGGGGGCAGUGUGACCCUGACCUGCUCUGUGGACCCGCCACCACCAUCAUCAUCAUCUGGUUGGAAAUACUUCUGGUACAGAGGAGAGACAUCCUCUGAAACCAUGACCACACAAGUUGAUCAAUUCAGAGUCUCACAGGGAGGACUCUACUGGUGCAGAGGAGGGAGAGGAGGGCCAGUUUACUACACAGACUACAGUGAUUCAAUCCAUAUCACCAAAAAUAUUCCCAACAGGCCCACUGUGACCCUUCAACCCAACUGGCCUCUGAUAUACAGAAGUGAGAAGAUCACUCUCAGAUGUGCGAUCCAGGGAGGUGGAGACACUGACUGGACGUAUGAAUGGAGCACAUCCAGCCCAAACACUCCUACAAGAGACGAGGAAUACAUUAUUAGCAGGGCUACUGAGUCCCACAGUGGAGAAUACCAUUGCAUGGGUAGAAGGGACUAUUCCUUAACACAGUGGAGUGAUGCCAAGACAUUGACAGUAAUAGCAUAUAAACCAAAGCCUGUACUGAGGGCUGACAACAGAGACAUUCCUGUAGGGGGCAGUGUGACCCUGACCUGCUCUGUGAACCCAUCAUCAUCAUCAUCUGCAUCACCGUCAUCAUCAUCUGGUUGGAAAUACUUCUGGUACAGAGGCAACAAAACCUCUGAACCCCUGACCACACAAGAUGAUGAUCUCCUCUCAAAUGGACAAAUCCGUGUCCCACAAAGAGGACUCUACUGGUGCAGAGGAGGAAGAGGAGAUCCUGUUUACUACACAGAGUACAGUGAUCCAGUCGUCACAAACAGGGCUGUUGUGAUCCCGCAACCCAACUGGGCUGAGAUAUACUCUGGAGAGACGAUCACUUUCACAUGUGAAAUUGAGGAUGGAGGAGACGCUGAGUGGGAGUAUGAAUGGUUAACACCCGACUCAUACACAUCUCAAAAUCCAAGUGAACACAUGAUUAGACCAUCACACAGUAGAGACUACAGGUGUAAGGGCACAAUGAAAAGUGAAAAGUCUUCAACAGAGUGGAGUAACACUUUCACAUUGAGAGUAUCUUCCAGUAAACCUCAGCCUGUCCUCACUGUGUCUCCAUUAUGGCUGAGUCCUGGAGACUCAGUAACUCUGAACUGCAGUGUUACACAUCCAUCUGCAGGAUGGAGGUUCUACUGGUAUAACGCUGUUCCCAAACCAGUAGACAACACCUACAGUUAUGAGCUGCUACCUGGCAGCAUCAAUGGGACUGAACAGGAUUCCUACAUCGUUCAUGGACAGACACACACAGCAGGAUAUGUGUGCAGAGCUGGAAGAGGAGAUCCAGUGUUUCACUCUGACUACAGUGAACCUAAGUUUGUCUGGUCUGGAGAUUUUCAUUCAGCAGCGUCUCUCACAGUGAGUCCUGACAGAGUGCAGCACUUCGACAACGAGUUAGUGUCACUGAGCUGUGAGGGAGACUCCACCAAGUGGAGAGUGAUGAGGUUAUCUGAAUCUGGCUCUCUGGUUGACUGUACUAUCUUGGGGACAAUGACUGGAUCCACAUGCAACAUAAACCAUUCCUGGCUGAGUGGAGUGUACUGGUGUGAGUCUGAAACAGGACAGUUCAGCAAUGCAGUCAACAUCACUAUACAGUACCAGGAUAUUAUCCUGGUGAGCCCUGUCCAUCCUGUAGCUGAGGGACAUCCUGUCACUCUUGGUUGCAGGUUGAAGACAGAAAAGGUUCUUCAUGAUGUGGAUUUCUAUAAAAAUGAAAAACUCAUCAAAAACCAUACCAAUGGGGAGCUGAUUAUCACUGCAGUCUCAAAGUCAGAUGAAGGCUUUUAUAGAUGUAAAGGUAAAGAGUCACCACCAGGUCGGCGGAGUUGGACGUCAAAAGAGAGUUGGAUGUCAGUUAAACAUGUACCAGCGUCCGGGCCUGAAAAGAGCUCUCCAUUUCCUGUGCUGUUGAUUGUUGGACUGGUUUGUGGAGUUUCACUGAUUAUCCUCCUGCUGCUGUUUCUGUACCGCUACAGAAAGUCAAAAGAUUCAUGCUUUAUGAGGUCUCAGAACACCAGUCAGGGUCCUGCUACAGACCACAUGAUCAACCAGGAUGAAACUCAAAACGGAGAAUAUGCUUCUGCUCUCCAUGGUCCUGCUCGUCUCUAUGAAACAAUCAAAGGCGCUGCAGAACCUGAAAUUGAUGAAUCCGGGGAUGUCACAUAUUCUGUGGUUGAGCUUAAAAACAUUGCUAAGAAAGGGAAGAAUGAACCAGAGGAGAGCACCGUUUACUCCAAAGUGAAGAUGGCUUCAGCUGCUGACGACAAUGUGAUGUAUGCCCAGGUACACUCCCACACUAAAGUCAAGAAAGACAAAGGAAAAUCCAGUCCUGCAGAAGCGGAAGAGGCUGUUUACUCUGAAGUCAAACCAGGAACAUCUCGUGAUCAAUAAAGACAUCUGUCUGGACAAAACCAAUGGAAUGGAUGACAACAUGAAAACAAAAUCUUUGUUUUAACAGUAUUUGGAGCUUUUAUGUAAUCAUUUUGUGCCUCUCUGCUAUCCUCGCAUCAGACAGUAUUUUGUACAGUUAAUUUAAUGUAAGAUAAUUUAAAAGAAAGAAAAGAAAAAAAAGACAUAUACCUUCAAUUUUAUGUAUUUUUAAAUGUUUGGUUGACCAUUUUAUGCAUCAAUAAACUUUUAUUCCAGCA
Molecule: messenger RNA, 6731 nt
Organism: Sebastes umbrosus (honeycomb rockfish)
Lineage: Eukaryota; Metazoa; Chordata; Actinopteri; Perciformes; Sebastidae
Exons: 33
Coding region: 214-6474 (2086 amino acids)
Biological process (GO): cell surface receptor signaling pathway
Molecular function (GO): transmembrane signaling receptor activity
Source: RefSeq, a predicted model, not a curated record